AUGCAUCCGGCUCCGAGUCUGGUAGAAGCGCCUCCGAAGAACGGCAGUGAAGAGUCUGGAAACAGACCUUCAACCGGCUCGCCUUCCAUGUCGCAACAUGACCAACCCCAAUCGCAACAGACUCAGGCUCAACAGCCGCCUCAACCUCAGCCGUCGCCGCCGCCGCAGCAGCAACAGCAGCAACAGCAGACCACACCUCAGCAGCAACCUCAACAACCCCCUCCCACUCCUGGCCACUCGGCCUCUCCCCCUUUGAGAAAGGACACCAACUCGUCCAUCUCAACUCAGGCCACCACGGCCUCCGCUGCCACCAACAUGUCCGCGGAAACAAGCAACACAUCGUACAGUGCCGACACCUCUCCUAACUUAACAUCCAUAUUCCAUGUAAAGGAUGGCUCCGACGUCUCUAACCGGGUCCGCGCGAGCAGGAGGCGAACCGGUCCUUUGUCCCAGCAACAGAGAGAGAAAGCUGCCCUCAUCAGAAAGCUCGGCGCGUGUAACGACUGCCGCCGCAGAAGAGUUGCUGACAGUCUGAUGCGCCUCAAGUGUCAUCCCAGCCAUCACAACAUGACUUGGGAGGAUGCUGUCCGGAAAUAUCACAGAUCUCACAGCCCAACUAUUCAGGAUAUCGCUCCUUCGUUGUCUGCUCAACGUCCGCUUAGUCCUGCGCCCGUUCUUAAUAACAAUGUGAAGCCAAUGUACACCCAGGAUCCUCAGGACAUGAUGGAUAUCGACUCGCCUACGCCGUCUGGGCAGCAUCGGUUGAGCGAAUCUCGCAUUCGCACGCCUUUGCCCUCUGGCCCACGUUUAGACAAGCCACCGAUGCUCCCGGGUAUAGAAAGUCUCAAGUCAGACUUGCAGACCAAUGUUUCUAGAAUUCUCUCUACCCCCAGUCGCAGUCGCUACUCUAGUGCACAGGCGUUAUUACUGUAUUGGCAAGAUGACCCUGACCUCAGUGUUGGAAAUUCGGUCAAGGAGUUGGGUGAGGUCUUUGACCAGUACUACCGAUAUACGUUUUCGAUCACGACUAUUCCGUCAUCCUCGGAAACUUGCAAAAGCCCCUGGAGAUGGCUCUCACGGAAGAUCACCGACUUUGUGGAGGAUCGCGACCAGCGCGAUGUCUUGAAAAUUGUCUACUAUAACGGCCACUCCUAUUUGGAUGGCAACCGGGAGAUGGUCCUUGCUAGCUCCAAGGAUAAGGACAAAGCCGAGACAAUCCGAUGGAGUGGAAUCCAGCAGGUGUUGGAGGAAGCUUGCUCUGAUACACUGAUCAUCAUGGAUGCCGCCUUCUUCCCAUCCUCAAAAAUGCACAGGCAACAUGGUGUCCUGGAAUUGGUCGCCGCUGCAGUGUCUGAGGAACACUUUGAUGCCCUGGAUCGCUGCACUUUCACCAAGGUCCUCACCGAGCACCUCAAGACCCGCGCCUCUCAACGUUUUACCAGCCCGUUCUCAGCAGCCGAGCUUCACUCAAAGUUAUUAUCUACCUACCCUUCUCUUGUCCAGGAUAAGAACCCGGAAAAGGAGACCAUCACCAGUUUCCCCUCGCCGUUGCAUAUGCAGGUGUCCGGAAAUGCUCGGCUGCCUUCGAUUCUUCUAGCCCCGCUGAACAUCGGUCCUAUGCGGACGAGUCUGCCAUUUGGUACGGAGGGCCAGCAGCUCGUCUUGUCCAUCCGAAUAGGCGAUGACCCAAUAGAUGUCGAUACCUGGACUGAAUGGCUGAGGCUAAUGCCUGAAGGAAUCAAGGAUGUGAGGGUCGACGGUCCUUACCGACCGGCAAGGUAG
Messenger RNA from Colletotrichum truncatum, 1782 nucleotides. The record is from RefSeq and is a predicted model, not a curated record. NCBI's taxonomy places the organism in Eukaryota, Fungi, Ascomycota, Sordariomycetes, Glomerellales, Glomerellaceae.